Molecule: messenger RNA, 1290 nt
Organism: Hordeum vulgare subsp. vulgare (domesticated barley)
Lineage: Eukaryota; Viridiplantae; Streptophyta; Magnoliopsida; Poales; Poaceae
Product: acyl-CoA-binding domain-containing protein 4-like
Exons: 5
Coding region: 281-991 (236 amino acids)
Molecular function (GO): fatty-acyl-CoA binding; protein binding
Source: RefSeq, a predicted model, not a curated record
GAGCACUGGAACUCAAACCUCUAUCUUUUGAAGUGAACAUGUAUCAGCCUUAGACCUUUUUUGCUUUUGCUCUAUCUGUGUUUCUCAAUUUGGUAAUUGUCCUUCGGUUCUUGCUUGGCUUCACCGGUUGAUUUAAUGUUUGUGUUGUUUUUUUGUGCUAAUUUUGCCUGAGCAUCCAUGAUCUUUGUCCAGGAAUGUCACUUGUGAUUAUGCUGAAUAGUCGUGUAGCCCUUAGAAUUUUCAUUUUGAAGACGCCCUUUGUUGCUCUGGAUAUUCCAAUAUGGGUACCAGAAGUCAGAUGUUUACUGUUUGCAUUGAACAUAUAUUAGCAGUAGAUCUGUAUGUGUUUUUCCUCUGUAUGUGCUUCUCAGUUUGGACAGUCAAUCCAGUUUACCAAGUAUCCUUAUUGAUUGAGCACUUGUUUGCAAGGAAUGCUUGGAAUAAAUUGGGUGCUAUGCCUACAGAAGAAGCUAUGGAGGAGUACAUAACAAUUGUUGAUGAGAUAUUCCCUAACUGGGCUGAUGGCUCGAAAAAGAAAGAUGGGGAAACUACAAUGUCUGCAUCAGGUUCGAAGGGACCAAUGGGACCUGUAUUUAGCAGUUUAAUGUACGAGGAAGAUCAAGGAAAUGAAUCAGAACUCGGUGACAUCCAUGUUUCUGCAAGGGAAGGAGCAAUUGAUGACGUUAAAAAGCAUCUGGCUGCUGGUGUACAAAUCAACAUAAGAGAUAGCGAAGAGAGAACUCCGUUGCACUGGGCUGUGGACCGUGGGCAUCUAGAUGCUGUCGAGGUUCUUGUCAGUUCAAACGCAGACGUGAACGCUCAGGACAACGAAGGGCAGACAGCGCUCCACUACGCCGUCCUCUGCGAGAGGGAGGACAUCGCCGAACUGCUCGUCAAGCACCACGCCGAUCUCCAGAUCAAGGAUGGCGAUGGGAACACCGCCCAGGACCUAUGCUCCUCAUCCUGGCCGUUCAUGAAGCCGGCAAACUGACGGUGCAGUGAACCCGAUGAUAUGAGUUGACGCCUACUACUGCCACUACUAGUACCAAGAAACUAUACACACCGUGCUUGAUCAGCUGAAUCAGAUGAGAGCCGUUUUACCAACCUCAUCGAAUACACUGUCGAAAGAUAACUCAGUGCAGGGUAGACAUCUUUGUAGUAGUAUUUGCCUGUUUCAUACAGUUUUUAGUGUGUUUGUGCUGCAAUCCAACCGUUUGGCAGGAAACAUGUCGGUAUCAGGAUUCAGGUCUCGUAUCCUCAUAUUGUCAAUAUGCAUGCAUCUUAACAGCA